AUGGAGAUUGUCACACAUUUAAUCAAUGACACCAUAGAAUUCUACAAAUGGACUCUAACUAUUGCAGACAAGCGAGUGGAGAAAUGGCCUCUGAUGGACAACCCUCUGCCCACGCUGGCCAUCAGCACCUCCUACCUGCUAUUCCUCUGGCUGGGGCCCAAAUACAUGAAGAACAGAGAGCCCUUUCAGCUCCGCAAAACCCUCAUUGUCUACAACUUCAGCAUGGUCUUCCUCAACUUCUUCAUCUUUAAAGAGCUGUUUAUGGCAGCGCGGGCAGCAAGCUACAGUUACAUUUGUCAACCUGUGGACUAUUCAGAUGACCUUAAUGAAGUCAGGGUGGCAGGAGCUCUGUGGUGGUAUUUCAUCUCUAAGGGCAUCGAGUACCUGGACACGGUAUUUUUCAUCCUGAGGAAAAAAUUCAACCAGGUUACUUUCUUGCAUGUCUACCACCACUGCACCAUGUUCACGCUCUGGUGGAUCGGCAUCAAAUGGGUGGCAGGAGGACAGUCGUUCUUUGGUGCACACAUGAAUGCAGCAAUCCAUGUCUUGAUGUACUUGUAUUAUGGCCUGGCCUCCUGUGGACCUAAGAUCCAGAAGUACCUGUGGUGGAAGAAGUACUUGACCAUCAUCCAGAUGAUCCAGUUCCACGUCACCAUCGGCCACACAGCCUUGUCCCUCUACGUCAACUGCGACUUCCCCCACUGGAUGCACUACUCCCUCAUCUGCUAUGCCAUCACCUUCAUCAUCCUCUUCGGCAACUUCUACUACCAGACCUACCGCCGCCAGCAGCCCAGACGUGAUGCCUCCUCCUCCUCCUCCUCCAAAGCAGGCAAGGCUCUUUCUAACGGGACCCUUAACGGGCUCAGCAAGGCCGCCAACGGAGCAGUGGUGACAGGGAGCAAAGAGGAGAAGCCCCAGGAGAACUCUGGGAGGAGAAAGAGGAAAGGAAGAGCUAAAAGAGAUUAGAGGAAGAGGAGCGAGAGAGGUAGAGGUGAGGUAGGGCCUUUCUUUGGGAUCUAGGUUGAUAGUGCUAAAACAUGAAAGACUACAUUUGAGCAAGAUUUAGAUGGAUGGAUGCGUUAGGGUGUGAUGUGUUUAUUUAAGCCAUGACCUGAGUUGCUGUAGAUAAAAUUUGAGACAGGCUUGUGUUGAGAGAGGAUCAUUCUGUUAGUAAGAGGUGUCAAAGGUCAUGCCCAAGGUGACCGUUAUCACAAAUAACCCAAAAUACAGUAGUGUGCGGUACAGGAUAGAUCUUAGUAUUCCCUCUCUUUAUUGUGGUGCCAAGUACUGUAGAUCUGGUUCAAAAAGUGACUUUCAGCGACUAAAACUGAGCCUGGAAAAGGAAACUACGUGUUUACCAGGUCCAUUUGGCAUGCUGGGAAAGCUACAUUAAAUGCGCCUGAGCUGCUUUAAAAAGAUUAUAUACCAUUUCUAAUGUUACUGCUGUAUCGAGACAGGAAUACACUUCAUAACACGCGCACAAACAUGUCAGUUUAUAUUGGAGCGUAUCAUUUUUUUGUUGCUGUUUACCUUUACAGAUAUAAAAAUGACGAUAAUGUACAGUAUCAUGUCCCUUUUGUCCUCAUCUUAUUCAAGUUGUUAUCGAUGUUACAUGAGAGAGACCUAAGUUUACAGUUUGUGUUUGCUGAAUAGACACCUGCAGUUAUCCACUUAUUUGUGUACAUGGAGUUAUUUAUUCUUAUUUAUUUCCAGCUCUCAUCUUUGAGCUAUCACCCAUUAGCGCAUAGUUAUAUUCUAAAGACAGAAAAUAAAUCAAUAUACAGAGGUAAGAUGUACAUAGAAAUAGAAAUUAUAGAUUUCUAAUCCUUUGAGACUUGGAUGGGAUUGUUACAUCACUGGUUUAUGAUGGAAUAAUCAUCAGCUGUAUCUCACAGAAUGUUAAAAUUUGGAUUUUCUAUUUCUGUAUACAACCAUAGCAGGUUUUAUAUAUCCCUACUUGUAUGUUAUGCGAUGAACUGUAAUGAAUAUUAUCCAGAGCAAUGAUGGACUAUCUCAGUGUUCCCCGUUUUGACAGAAAAGCUGGUUCAAGAGUUUCGUCUUUGCAGAUGUUUACCUGUCUUUUUAUAAUAUACCCAACAUUGUUGUUUGUCUUACAUGCUUGUGGGAACUUUGUGAGCUGAACAAAGAUGUGGAGGUGGAGAAUUCAAGCUCACAGCAGUCAGGUUUUUUUUGUUUUGUUUUUGAAGUUAAGUCUACCUUAAGCACCCUUUUCUUCCCAUAUUCAAUAAAAAAUAUCUUUUCUUGUCUAUGUUUUCAGGCUUAAUCUGUGUCCUGAGCUGGCUUGAAUGUAAAUUUAUCAGGAGAUUCAUUUGGAUUCAAAAAGAUUCUGAUUUAUAUACAAAAAGAGCUGGUGAACCUCUAUAGUGACUGUGUAUGUUAUAACACUAUGAAGAAUAACUCUGCUCUGCCUGUAGUAUAUAGAGUAUAAAUCAGUGGUCAGCUAUAUCAGCAAAUUCAGCUUUAUUUCAUCCAUUAAUCAAUGCAUUUUGAUGUUAUUUAUUGUUUCUUUUUCUAUUUAUUUUUGUGUAAAUACCAAUUUUCAUCUUGCUAAGAGUGCUUGUCUGUGUAUUUGUGUUCUUUUUUUGUUGUACAUAUUGCAUUGUGAUAUUUUGUAUACUGCGCAUUUGGGAAUGUUCCCAGCCUGUUAGCUUGGACAUUUACAUGUCCACAUUGCUUCUGUGUUUUUUUUUAAGUAUCAUAACUUUGAACUCUCUUCAGAUUCAAUUAAACUGAAUGCCUGUACAAA
Messenger RNA from Epinephelus lanceolatus (giant grouper), 2767 nucleotides. The record is from RefSeq and is a predicted model, not a curated record. NCBI's taxonomy places the organism in Eukaryota, Metazoa, Chordata, Actinopteri, Perciformes, Serranidae.